GAGUAUACACAUCAGUAAGUAUGUAGUACACACAUAUGUAUUUAAAUCCUCUCAAAUACAUAACGGCUCCAGCGUCUAUUUUCUGCUGAAUUGAUUGAAUUUUUAGUAGUGUUUGCCAGUGCUUGCUCAGUUAAAUGCUUGAAAUCACAGAUAUUAUAAGGCAUUGGUAUUAUUAUAUUACGUAAUAUUAUAUUACAGAUACCACGGGACAAAAAAUUCUAAUUAAGAAUUUACAUACAUCCAAUGUAAUGUAGUAUGUCAUAACAAGAAAAAUGAUUUAUGGCCAACAUUUUGUUUCUGUCGGUUUAUUGGCAUGGUGCAUACUCGUCUUUAUGAACGAAUUCUUUACUCUGUUCAUUAAGAAAUUAUAUUGCGAUUAUAAUUAUGGCUCAAGCGAAACUUAACUCACAAGACAGAGCAGGCAGUACGCUUAAGGAUAAGGAGACAGAGUCUGACGAAAAGGAAGGCUCAACGAUAAUACCAGAAUGUGCAGACUGCCUUCGGCCAUGCUUAUAUCCAACAAAAUUACCUUGCAAUCAUGUUUUUUGUUACCUAUGUGUCAAAGGUGUUGCAAAUCAAAG
Molecule: messenger RNA, 581 nt
Organism: Megalopta genalis
Lineage: Eukaryota; Metazoa; Arthropoda; Insecta; Hymenoptera; Halictidae
Product: E3 ubiquitin-protein ligase rnf146
Biological process (GO): Wnt signaling pathway; ubiquitin-dependent protein catabolic process
Cellular component (GO): cytoplasm; nucleus
Molecular function (GO): poly-ADP-D-ribose binding; ubiquitin protein ligase activity
Source: RefSeq, a predicted model, not a curated record